Silurus meridionalis is the source of this 516-nucleotide messenger RNA. RefSeq names its product NADH:ubiquinone oxidoreductase subunit C1 (gene ndufc1). The record is from RefSeq and is a predicted model, not a curated record. Lineage: Eukaryota; Metazoa; Chordata; Actinopteri; Siluriformes; Siluridae. Gene Ontology annotation, cellular component: mitochondrion. The coding region runs from base 222 to 434 and encodes 70 amino acids. The transcript has 4 exons.
AAUCCAGUUCAUGUUAAAGGUGUUACUCAUAAUUUUAGAACGUAAUAUGUUUUAAACUACGUUAUGUAUUCUGAAAUAAUAUCUUUAUUCCUCGUUUUUAGUUUUUUUUUUGUAUUUGAAAAGCUAAUCGAUUGCUCGGUGUGUGUUUGAGUGUCCGUUCAGACGCGUUUAAUCGAACACUGAUCGAGUCAAACACCGCGUCCUUCUGCUCCGGUGUGAAAAUGUCUGCCAGUCGGUUAUUACUGCAAACUGCAGCUUUCAGUAAAAUUGUGAGCAGAAAUGCUUUCACUGCAGUCAAACCAGAUCCGUCCAGACCCAACAUGCUGCGAGUGGGUCUUGCCUUCGGGACCACAGCGCUCCUGUGGGCGAUGCUCUUCAGACAGAACCAGAGCGACGUGCAGGUCUACAAAGAACGAAACGGACUGGAGUCGUAACGUAUUUUCGUUUCCUGUAGCUUUGCGCUUCACUGCUCCUAUAGCUUAUGUCUAAUAAAGAUGUAUAUGUAUGUGUUCAUUA